Molecule: messenger RNA, 525 nt
Organism: Schistosoma mattheei
Lineage: Eukaryota; Metazoa; Platyhelminthes; Trematoda; Strigeidida; Schistosomatidae
Source: the annotation of a GenBank genome assembly
AUGGACUUUAUAUUGAAACCAGUUAUUUCAUGUGCUGGUGAUGAAAAUCUUUUGCCUUAUUUCGAAAGCCGCUGUUUAUCGACUUUGGGGAGUCAACAGGUGGUAUGGAAGCAUCCAAAACUGUCAAUGGUUCAUUCUGUACGAUUAGGAGCAUGUUUUACAAGAUUUCGUGUUAGCCAGUUACAGUCUAACGUCAAAGUUUUAUCAAGUGGAAGACCUAUUCGACCUGUCGGUACAUUUCAACCAUUACUUUAUAUUUAUGUGACUUCAAAUGAUGUUUCUCAUUAUACAUCACAUGGUGGACGGAAUGCUAUCGGUAGUUGGUUAGGCCAUUUACGUGCCAGAAAUGUAUUUGACUGGCUUAUUAUUAUGGUUAAUUCGGAUCCACAGUAUAACACACCAAAAAUUCUACAAAAAUCAAAUGUACUUGACAAAAUUAGAAGUGAUUUUAAUGUUCGUACAGGCGACCGACAAUUUCUAGAAGUACCAGCACCUAAUUCAGCUGAAGAAAAAACUAUUCAAUGA